GCCAAAACACACAGAGUCCGCAAAAUGGCGGGCAGGGUGGCCAGCAAAGCGGGCGCUACCAAACCUGCCAGCGCGAGGACCACGGUUCUUGGUUCAUGUACAAGUGUACGGAUUACAACCGACAGACAUGGCUCUGCUCCAGUGAUUUCAAGAGCUGCAACCGCGUCUGA
Symbiodinium pilosum is the source of this 170-nucleotide messenger RNA. The record is from the annotation of a GenBank genome assembly. Lineage: Eukaryota; Dinophyceae; Suessiales; Symbiodiniaceae.